CUCCCUCUCUCUCCCUCCCUCUCCCUCCCUCUCCCUCCCUCUCCUUCUCGCUCUCCCUCUCGCUCAGUGUGGCUCUGGAGGCUGCAGAGUGCUGUUGUAGCCUGACGCCACCUUCCUUGCUGGGGCUACAGGAGAGCAGAGCUCCCAGGUCCAGCUCUCCCAGAGAGAGAGAGGAAGAGAGAGAGAGAGAGAGAGAGAGAGAGAGAGAGAGAGAGAGAGAGAGAGAGAGAGAGAGAGAGAGGGAGAUACAGGAAGAGAGAGAGAGGGAUAGAGAGCUUCAGGAGAUUCUUCUGGAGGCAGGCGUGAGGAGGAGCAGGAGGGGGUUAACAGUCCGACCGAGGGACUGGGUCAAGACAAGAACAUCCAGCAGAACGGACGCAGCAGAGAAGACAAAGGAGAGGAGGUGGAGGAGGAGGAGAGAGGAGAACGCUGACUGGAUGACAAAAUGAGGAAACGACGAGUGUUGCUGAUGCCCCCAGAUGCCACGCCCCCCUGUGCUGGUGUGCUGAUGCUGCUGGCGUCCCUGCUGGUGGGCGGGGCCCUGGGGGCGUGCCCCCCGCUCUGCUCCUGCAGCUCCAGCCACAGGCAGGUAGACUGCUCCAGCAGGGGCCUGAGCAGCCUGCCACUCGGCCUGCAGCACAACUUGCACUCCCUCAACCUGUCCCACAACAACCUGGCCAGCCUGGACCACCAGCUCAGCUCCUACACGCACCUGCGCCUCCUCGACCUGUCCCACAACCGCCUGGUCUGGCUGCCCUCCGCGCUGCCCCGCGGGCUCUGGGAGCUCCACGCCGCCCACAACGCCAUCCGCCUCCUGGACAAGAACGCCACGGCCUACCAGUGGAACCUGCGUGUCCUGGAUCUGUCCAGGAACCAGCUGGAGCGAGCCGUGUUCAUCAACAACACGCUGACCAGCCUGCGCUCGCUUAACCUCAGCCACAACCGCUUCUGGACCCUCCCCACCAACCUUCCGGCUGGCCUGGUCACGGUCGACCUGUCCCACAACUCCCUGCUCCAGGUGCUGCCUGGCUCCCUGGACCGCCUGCCUCGCCUGGAGCACCUGGACCUGCACGCCAACCGCUUCUCCGGGCUGGGGCGUGGCGUGUUCGCCCGGCUGGCCGCGCUGCAGCUGCUCUCUCUGGGAGAGAACCCCUGGGCAUGCUGGGAGCACGCCAGCAUCAGCCCCCUGCUGUCCUGGCUCCAGCACACCCCCGCCCGCGUGCUGGGCUGUCCCUGCAGCGCCAGGCCCGUGUGUGGGCAGGGGGCCCGGGCCCCCAGGGCCGGGGGGUGGCACUAUGCCUCCUACACGCUGCCCCCCCUGGCGGCCAGCGAGCCCAGCGGGGGGCAGAGCUGGCCCCCCCCACAUGCCAGACCCACCGGGUGGUGGUAUCUGUCUGAGCCCAUCCACCACACCCUCAGAGCCCCCUCCUCCUUCACCCCGCACCCCCACCACCUCACCUCCACUCCCCCCUCCUCCUUCACCCCGCCUCCACCCCCUCCCCCCUCCCUGCUCUCUCACACCAGCCCUGCAGAGAGUCCUCUCCCCAGAGACACGCCCAGCCCCACAGACCUGCUGCUCCUCACACACAAACCCCUGACCACUGACCCCUCCGUCCCCCCAGACCUCCCUCCUCCUCCCCUGACCCCGGCCAGCACCAGGAGGACCCCGACCCUGAGGACCCGGAGCGUUCGCCGGCCCAACCAGACCCUCCCCAGCGGGGUCCGCAGCCAGGCCCCCGGCCCCCUCCCAUGCUGCCCCCUCCAGGGCCCCCUCCCCCUGGGUCUCCUGGCCCUGGCCCUGCUCCACUGAGAGCCCCAGCCUGGCUCCUCUGCUCAACACAAGCACAACAGAGCCUCUUUGUUUUAGGAUAGCUUUGGGGCAGAGAGAGAGAGAGACAUGCUCCUUUUUGAUUGUUUUGAUUGUGUGUCUGACUCCCUCUGAAUGGACUGUCCUUUUGCAACUUGAAAACUGUGAUAGUGUCUCCAUUCAGCAGGCUUCCCUCUACUGUAACUCUAACCCUUCCUAACCAGGUGUCAGACCCUGUGUAACUCUAACAGGACGCUCAGUGAUGCUCUGCUAUUGUCCUGCCAGUUCAUCUCAUCACUCUGCUCCGGAGGAGGAGGGGGUUUAACGCGUCGUUCUGGUGAAUGUGUGUGUGUGUCAGGAGGCAUGUCACUUCACACCUGUCUGCAUGUCUAUGUUUCCGUGGCUACCAGAGAGAUGAGCAUGUCCACCUUUUUUUCAGCUAAUCUGUCCUUCAUCAGUGAGUCCCUGAAACAUGUGGUGAGGUUUGAAAACUGUCACCUCUGCUGUGUCUGAAACAUGUUGUGAGGUUUGAAAACUGCCACCUCUGCUGUCUGGCUGGGCUGUGGGGGUGGUGGAAUCACUGAUUUGAACAUUAUGAGUCUUU
Messenger RNA from Osmerus eperlanus (European smelt), 2411 nucleotides. Its product is annotated as oligodendrocyte-myelin glycoprotein-like. Gene Ontology annotation, biological process: neuron projection regeneration. Bases 446 to 1810 code for a protein of 454 amino acids. Gene Ontology annotation, molecular function: protein binding. The transcript is spliced from 2 exons. The record is from RefSeq and is a predicted model, not a curated record. Lineage: Eukaryota; Metazoa; Chordata; Actinopteri; Osmeriformes; Osmeridae.